Messenger RNA from Symbiodinium sp. CCMP2592, 615 nucleotides. NCBI's taxonomy places the organism in Eukaryota, Dinophyceae, Suessiales, Symbiodiniaceae. The record is from the annotation of a GenBank genome assembly.
AUGCCUGCCAAGGGCCUUCGAGUUGUAUACUUCGUACAUGGCUACAGCGAGGAUGCUUAUGACCAGUUCAGUCCUCGAUUGAGUUUGCUCUUGGCGCAGUGCAAGUCCAAGCUCGUCGACCUCAUCAUGAAGAUCGCUGUGCCUUGGCUGAUCAGCAUGGUGUCACCGGCCUUCUGGUCCCGAGCUUCGGGGCUCAACCGGCUUCGGCACAGCGCAAGAGUUGAGCUUCAUUUCACCGAACAGGUCCUUCUGUUGUCGGCUGUUGCCUCUCCCAUGCGGCUCCUGUGCCUUUCAGUGAAAGCCAAGAAGCAAUCAAAGAAGCAAGUCAGAGAGCUGAAGCCGUCCCAGAAGGCCAAGAAGUCCGGCGAGGACUCCGCGACGGGAUGGUUGAGUGACAUCCAGACGAGGAUCAAGCAGGACCUGAUGAAGAAGGUGGCUGAGAUGAUUGAGGUCAACAUCGCGAACUUCCACAUCCGUUUUGAGGACUCUGUGACCCAACCCGUGCCGUACGCUUGUGGCUUCAAGCUGGGCUACGCAGCCGUCUUCGCCAACGAGGACAACAGCUCGCAGCGAACCACGGGCGUGUGGAGGGCGCGGGCUGGGGGUCAUGUGUAG